Messenger RNA from Trichoderma gamsii, 195 nucleotides. RefSeq lists its product as hypothetical. The transcript is spliced from 2 exons. NCBI's taxonomy places the organism in Eukaryota, Fungi, Ascomycota, Sordariomycetes, Hypocreales, Hypocreaceae. The record is from RefSeq and is a predicted model, not a curated record. The coding region runs from base 1 to 195 and encodes 64 amino acids.
AUGUCGCUAUUGGCAUUUCUAAGAAGCGUAGUAACUCCCGGUGGUUCGAUCAUCUCACAGUGCCCCAAAACAGCUCAUACGGCCUCGAUCCUGCGUGACAGAAGCUACCCCUCUGUACGGCAGCAAUUUCCGGAUAAUCGAUAUCAACAUUUCCAAUCAAUACGAGAAAAGUCAUUCAUUUCUUCAUCUAGCUAA